Molecule: messenger RNA, 576 nt
Organism: Oppiella nova
Lineage: Eukaryota; Metazoa; Arthropoda; Arachnida; Sarcoptiformes; Oppiidae
Source: the annotation of a GenBank genome assembly
AUGUUCCUCAACUGGCCCUAUGCUGACCGUCUGAGUGGCAAAUAUGAAGGCUAUGCCAUCGACUUAAUGAAUGAAAUCGCGGAUAUCGUGGGCUUUGAAUAUCGGCUGUAUUUCUCUCCCGACGGGGCUUACGGUGUGGUCCGGGAUAACAAAGUGAACGGAAUGAUUGGCGAAGUGUAUAGCGGGGAUUUGGCCGAUUCUGACAUCAAAUACGGCACUUACAAAAUGGGCUCCACUUAUAACCUGUUCUCGGAGUCAAACGACCCGACCAUCCGUCGCAUGUAUACCCAUAUGACACGACAUCCCGAAGAUCUGGUCAAUAACGCCAAAGAAGGUGUCGAUAAAGUGAAUGGCAGUCGGUUUGCCUUUUUAGUGGAGUCCAGUUUCGCUGAGUUUCUGACCGGAAUGUAUUGCGAUCUGACUUUCAUUGUCGACACAAAUAACUACUUUCCCCGUCAGUACGCCAUAGCCCUGCCUAAGGACUCGAGUUAUUUGAAUAAAUUUGAUCACGCGAUCAGACGCCUCAAGAAAAGCGGACAAUUGGACAGAAUUAAGGGCCGCUAUACAUUAAUAUAA